Molecule: messenger RNA, 2982 nt
Organism: Phytophthora nicotianae INRA-310
Lineage: Eukaryota; Oomycota; Peronosporomycetes; Peronosporales; Peronosporaceae
Exons: 3
Coding region: 1-2982 (993 amino acids)
Biological process (GO): protein deubiquitination
Cellular component (GO): nucleus; cytosol
Molecular function (GO): cysteine-type endopeptidase activity; cysteine-type deubiquitinase activity
Source: RefSeq, a predicted model, not a curated record
AUGCCACCCAGCAAGCGGAAGCGCGAGGCCGAGCCUCGAGACUCUCGGCUGACUGACCCGUAUCUGCUACAGACGCCUCCCUGCCGCUUCUCGGACCACCACCGCAAGCGCGGCAAGAAUGCGAAUGUGUUGCGCAACUGUGUGGACAACCCCAACUGCCUCUACGGACUUGGGGAGCGUCAGAAGGGCGUGUGGCAGGGCUCGAAACUCGUCCGGCGCGUGUUUGGCGACGACCCUCGCGAGCGCGAACGCGUGUCGAGUAAACAUGGCGAUCCCAUGCCCUGCGGCUUGCGUAAUCUCGGCGCUACGUGCUACCUGAACAGCAUGUUACAGUGCCUAUUCGUCAACCUGCCCUUCCGCCAGGCCGUGUACGAGUGGGAACCCAAGGAACAGCUUGUGGAUAAGGAGCAGACGCAGCAGAUGCGUGCGCUGCAGAAACUAUUCGCUCAGAUGCAAUUGGGCAAUGAAAGUUACUAUGACCCAACGGAAUUUGCGUCCACAUUGUCACUCAACAAUGUCAUGCAGCAAGAUGCACAGGAAUUUAGCAAGUUGUUGUUGGCACAUUUACGCACGAUUUUUGGUCAGUCUCGGUUUUCGAGACAUUGGGACUUGGUGGACCGGAUCUUCCAGGGACAGAUGAGCUAUGUGACCAAGUGCUUAAAGUGCAAGAACAAGUCCAUGCGACUGUCGUCGUAUUACGAGAUUUCAUUGAACAUCAAGGGCCAUAAGACUGUGGAGGACUGUAUUGGAUCGUACCUGUCGGCGGAGGUGCUGGAAGGAGAGAACAAAUAUUUCUGCGAGCAUUGCGAUACCAAACAGUGUGCUGAACGUUACCUUGAGCUGAAACCGCAGUCAUUGCCGCCAACGCUAAUGGUGCAGCUAAUGAGAUUCGUCUACGAUGCUAAUGCUGGACGGAAGAAGAAGCUGACGGACGUCAUUGAAAUUAACGAGACGCUAAAUAUGACCGAGUUGCUGCGUCGAAGUGGCCAUGCCGAGGCGUUUAAUGGGUCUGGCGAUGUGAUCUACCGGUUACAGGGUUAUCUAAAUCACCGUGGAAAAAGUGCGCACGUAGGGCACUACACAGCAUCCGUGGCAUAUUCUAAACCAGGGAGAGUUAGUGGGCAACAAGAAGAUGAAUCUGCAGUGGACUGGUUUGAAUUUGACGAUGCAGCCGUGACCGAUAUGACCAAGUCCGACGCGGCGAAAGAGCGCGCGUCCGGUAAGAAAAUUCGCUCUCGUGAUAUCUAUAUGCUUCUUUACGUUCGAGAUGAGAAUAGCAGCGCUGGAAACGCGCGUUCAACGCGAAAUGGCUAUGUAAACGUGAUGCCGGAACCUUCUGCAGUCUGUCGAAGCAAGGUGGAGGCGCUUAAUGUUGCAUUUAAUGCCAAAGUUAUAGAGUACGCCAGCAAAGUGAGUGGAAUGGAAGCACGCAUCCGGAAGAGGCUUGAGGCGUACAAGCGCUUUUUCGAGAAAAGUCAACCAUAUCCGGAUACGUCUGCUGCGCAUUUCUACUGGGUGGAUACUGAAUGGCUGCGUCGCUGGGUUACAGGCGAGGAGAAUGAUAGCUCUGCUAAGAAGAAGUCGACGUCUCCGCACGAAAAAGAGGAGUCCAAGUUCGCCAUCCCGAACGCAGAGGAGCAGUCGAAUGAUCGGACUGAAGAUGAUGAUUGUGUUAUCGUCGAUGCACCUGAAGUCAACACUGUGGGAGAAAGUGAAUGUUCGGGGGACGAGAAGUUGAACGCAACGCAUUACGAUGAUGUGGAAAUUGUUCAAGAGACGCCUCCAUCAGCGUCACCUCCUGAUGUAGAAGUCGAAGUUGACGCAAUUGGGGCUAUGAAGCUAAACGACGAAGACAUACCCUUUACGAAAGCGGUGAAUGUAUCACGCUAUUGCUGCGCUCACUCCAGUGGACUUGACACUGGCGCACAUCAACCGAUUCUUCGCUUUGCUCCCGAGAAUGCGCCGAGACUGAAGCGAAUAUCGGCGAAGUUAUUUACAUAUUUACGCGAAAACUGUGGUCAAGAAUCUGAUAAAUCGAUGGGUACAUUCACGCCGAUGAGAGCGUUUGAAGCACCUACAUAUCGUUGCGCGGCGUGUGAGAAAGAAUUCCGUAACAAACUCUUGAAUGACGUGGAUCGCUUGAAAGAAGUGGACAAGGAACUCGCGCUGUUGAGAGGCUCUCCUGCUAGUGUGGCGGCUGUUGUGGCAUCGGGAGGUGCUUACUUUAUGAGUCGGGCAUGGAUAAACAGCUACAAGACUCACCUGCAAAUGUUGCACAAGGAGCUCUCGCACGCAGCUUCAAAAAGCAAGAAAGGGAGGAGAUCACUGACAUCCCAGGACAUCAAUGGGUUUUUCAAGGAUGGUGGUGAUAAUGUGGGGGACAAUGGGCUGGGUGUGUGGCAAAAGCCCAUAAACGAGGACAUUACGUGCGUCCAUGGUAAUCUUACGCUUGAAAAGCGAACGUAUCGACCUGUAUCAGCAGAAACAUGGUCGCAUUUCAGCGCCAAAUUCCCGUAUCGUGCUGAAUACGCCGAGUCUGCAACCGAGACGUGCCCACAAUGUCAGGUUGAUGACAUGGCGAGCAAGGAGUGUAUUCAAGUGGAGCGUGACGCACGUGAUGAAAUUCUUUCAGUGUCUGCUUUAGAUAAUUUGUAUCGACGAAAACCUCGAGGAGAAUCUAUCCGGCUUGUCGACAUCUUUGAGCUUCCGGCCGCACAUCGUGGUAGUGGACUGGAAAAGGCUUCGUCAUGGACUAAACGAGACGCAGCGAGACUUCCACGACGAAUGUUUCUGGUAUCUCGUCGCUGGCUUGCGCAGUGGAGGGAGUACAUUCGCAACGUGGAAGAAGAAUCGCCGGAUCCAUUAACGCUGUCGUCUUUGCUGUGUUCGCACCAGAAAUUAGUACUACCGCCUGGAUUGUUAGCAGCACAACAGGGUCAAGUCGUCGAUGCAAGUUCAUUAGAAGUGGAGUGGAGCUGGUGA